AUGGAGUUCGACACCAAGACCCGCAAAUCCGUCACCAGCGACCCCCUCUCCUUUGCCAGCGAAUCUGUUCGCAAGAGGUGGCCUGUCAUUCUGACCGGUACUGUCGACGACAUCUACAAGACCAUUUCCCAGACCGAAGACGCCGAGAAGCAGGCAGAAGGCAAGCGCAUUGUCGAACAGCUUGGCGCUCUCAAAUAUGAGGUUGAGCACAACCGACCCCUCACCCCCAUCGUUGACGAUGGCUUCACCGACGAGGUCGCCGAGUACAACAAAGAGGUGGCCGCUCUCGGCAACCCGCCCAGCUGGCACGACGUCCCCUGGCUGUUUUCCGAAUGCUACAUGUACCGCCGCAUAAGCACAUUCUUCUCUACCACCAAGCACUGGAAGGACUAUGACCUCUUUUACCGCCAAAAGAUGGACACCUUCCGCACCUCGCGCAACGCCGUCCUCGAGCUCGCCGCCCGCUACAAGGAGUUCGUCACCGAGCUGCAAAAGGACAAGGAAGCCACCCACAACGCCGACGUCGAGAAGGCGCUCUUCACCGAAAUGUUCGAGGUCUGCCUCUGGGGCAACGCCACCGACCUCUCUCUUCUCACCAACAUGACAUACGAGGACAUCCAGAAGAUGCAGGGCAGCGCCGCUCGUAAGGCUGCGGAGAAGAACAUCAUCGCCAACGACCUGCCGCAGGUCUACGACUCGCUCCGCCAGGCCCGUGCUGACGGCAAGGAGGAGCGCCGCGUCGACUUUGUCCUCGACAACGCCGGCUUCGAGCUCUGGGUCGACCUCGUCCUUGGCGGCUUCCUGCUCGCGUCCGGCCUGGCUACGCAGAUUGUGCUGCGUCCCAAGUCCAUCCCCUGGUUCGUCUCGGACGUGCUGCCGGCGGACUUCAGCGGUCUCCUCAACGCUAUCCAGGACCCGCGUGCCUUCUUCGAGACACCGUCGGAGGAUGACAAGGUUCAGGGCAAAACGCCCGCGCCACUGUCUGACAAGGAGGUCGAGGACCUUGCCUUUGUCUUCAAGCACUGGACCGAGGCCCAUGCCGAGGGCCAGCUCGUCAUGCGCCCCGACCGCUACUGGACGGCUGGCGGUAGUUUCUGGCGCCUGCCGCACCAGAGACCGGAUCUGCUCGAGGACCUCAAGCAGGCCGAGCUGGUCAUCUUCAAGGGCGAUCUCAACUACCGCAAGCUGACUGGCGAUGCUUGGUGGGACCCUACCACGCCAUACACCGAGGCCCUCGGCCCCAUGGGCCCGGCUUCGGGCGCCAACGUCAUGUCCCUCCGCACUGUCAAGGCCGAUGUCGUCGUCGGCCUGCCCGCCGGCAAGGACGAGGAGCUGAAGGCCACGCCCAACGGCGGCGGCGAUACCGGUGCCCGCAAAUGGGGCUGGCACGGCAAGUGGGCUGUCGUAUCCUUUUCCAAGGGUCACUAA
Cordyceps fumosorosea ARSEF 2679 is the source of this 1428-nucleotide messenger RNA. RefSeq names its product DUF89 domain protein. The record is from RefSeq and is a predicted model, not a curated record. Bases 1 to 1428 code for a protein of 475 amino acids. Gene Ontology annotation, biological process: DNA damage response. The transcript has 5 exons. Gene Ontology annotation, cellular component: nucleus; cytoplasm. Gene Ontology annotation, molecular function: phosphatase activity. Lineage: Eukaryota; Fungi; Ascomycota; Sordariomycetes; Hypocreales; Cordycipitaceae.